AUGCGGCGUGCCGAGGAGGAUGCGCUCGCAGCCGAGGCAGACAGGUACCUCCGGGCGCGACGAUACGAGGCGGGCCACUUCGACGGCGUCAUCCGACACUACCGCGAGCUCCAGCGGCCGCUGCGCUCGUGGUCGUCCGCCUCGCGCAGCCUCUUUGAUCGAGUGGCGUCGCUCGCCGCGCUGCCGUCGGGCGCAGAGCUGCUUCCAGUGCACGUCCUCGACCUAGAGGCGCACGGCGAGAUUUCGCGGCACGUCGACCACGUCGAGUACUCGGGCGGGCCGCGACUGACCACCGCCCGGCGUCUCGCAAGCGAGAGCAUCGUCGGCCUGUCGCUGCUCUCGCACGCGGUGAUGCUGCUCCAGCACGAGGCCGACCCGGCCGCCGCCUUCGACCUGCUCCUGCCCCGCCGCUCGCUCUACGUGCUGCGCGGCGAGGCGCGGUACCGCUGGGCGCACUCGCUGCCGCUGCAGCCGAGCUUUGAGGGGCAGAGCCUACCUCCAAAGUCGCGCCGCAUCUCUGUUUUACUGCGUGAUCGGCCGCCGAACGAGGUGCCGCGCGAGGUUUAA
Emiliania huxleyi CCMP1516 is the source of this 567-nucleotide messenger RNA. RefSeq lists its product as hypothetical. The transcript has 3 exons. The coding region runs from base 1 to 567 and encodes 188 amino acids. The record is from RefSeq and is a predicted model, not a curated record. Lineage: Eukaryota; Haptophyta; Isochrysidales; Noelaerhabdaceae. Gene Ontology annotation, biological process: DNA damage response; fatty acid metabolic process. Gene Ontology annotation, cellular component: mitochondrial matrix.